This is a messenger RNA of Lineus longissimus, 10028 nucleotides long. RefSeq lists its product as uncharacterized. The coding region runs from base 530 to 4054 and encodes 1174 amino acids. The transcript has 14 exons. Gene Ontology annotation, molecular function: protein binding. The record is from RefSeq and is a predicted model, not a curated record. NCBI's taxonomy places the organism in Eukaryota, Metazoa, Nemertea, Pilidiophora, Heteronemertea, Lineidae.
AGUUUUUCGUUUAUCUUAAUGUCUCGCGUAGUGUGCAGUUUGUGGCACAGCAAGUUUGAGAGUUUAUUGGCACUUAUUACGUUUUUGUUUAGCUUUAGCAUGAUAAUAUUUCUAUUGUUUCUAGUGUUAUUUUGAGUGAUAUAUCCCCACCCGUUCAGCACCGCGGAGCAUACUUCAUCGUCUGUCCUUGGAACUGUCCACAGAACAUUGCAGAAUGAUCCGCCAAUAAGCGGCUCGUGUUUUGUUAAAAAAUAUAAGAUUCGAGUUGAAAUACUCUGUAAAGAUCCCAUAUACGGUGAUCUUUUCAAACAUGCAUCGAAUCUGAUUGUUUAAAAGCCUGGAGAAAAAGUUGAUAACUUACGAUAUAUUUAGUUAGUACUGCCUUGGUUUGUGAUGUACAUUAUGAAUAAUCAUACAUUUGAAAUCAAGCUCUCGUAGAAGGAACUUUUUGAGAAUGGGAGCAAUUUGCAUGAUUGAGGUGAUAUAACUGGAGCCCGCUGCUGCUGGAGCUGAUUUGAUCCUUGGGAGGAUGAGUCUUGGUAAAAGCUUGAGGAGGUCAUUGGCCACCGUAGUUACUGUCGCUCUCAUCCUGUUCCUAGUACAGUACGUGGAUGGCCAGAAAGGAACUUCGAUGCAGGUUUCGUGCAGUGAGAAUGGGGCCUACCUAGGGAAACAAGUGGGAGACGUCAUCAGCGUUUACUCAGAUGGAUAUCCAGACUAUGAGACUGCCAUCCCACAACCUGGUUGCAAAAUCACUCUUGAAUCAUGUUUGAGGUGUCGAUUCAGAGUAGAGAUCCGUGCCGACUUCCCAGUGUGCAACACUGGCCCUCACACAACAAGCAAAAGUAUCUGCUCGCAACAAUGGUGCCGAACCCUACUGAUCUAUGACACAGUUUACCGCGAUACAGAAGCCGUCCGUGUGUCGGGGGGACAGGCAGCUUUCCCCAGCAUCUUUUUGACAACGUCCAACUUCAUCACUUUAGACUACUGUAAAUACCUACUGAGUGGAAAUGUGAAGUUUAAUAUCACUGUCUAUACAGUAGAAAAGGAAACUUUAUACCACUCGGAUGAUGGCCUGAUUGUUUCGCCAAACUUUCCCUUUGGUUAUUAUGCAAGGAAAGAGAUCUACACCUACAUGAUCGAGUCUCCAGGCAGUAAAAAUCAUGCCGUCCUCAAGUUUAUUGAUUGGGAACUAAACCAUAAUGCCGACAGCAAACUUCGGGUUGAAUCUUUCAACAAUGGUUUCAGCACAUUUGAUAAAACAUUUUAUGCCAAAGACUUCCGUCCGAUGUUAUUUCUUACGGGAAACCAAGUGAAUCUGACAUUUUCUGCUGGUUCCACUCAAGGCUCUCUAAGCGGUGGUGACAAGUACUAUGGCUUCAAGAUUCAGUACGAGUUCACUAGUGCUAUGAGAGUUGACCUCCCCAAGACAGAUUGUGGUGAAUAUCUUUCGAUGUCUAAAGCUUAUGGUGGUGAGAUCAAACUCUACAGGAACAGGCUGAGUGAUUACAUAGAUUGUGUCUGGGUCAUACCUCGUCCACCAUCGUUCACCAACCUCAUGGUCAGGAUGGAAUCAUACUCUUUCUCACCAUCCUACAUGUCACUUACGAUGACAAUCUACGGUGGUAUGACAUCGAAUGGCAUGCCACUAGUGGUGGAUGAGCCCUUGUCCAUCAUUGAUACACGCCGCACAACCAGUGAUGGGCUGUUCAUCCGCCUACAAGGAAAAGUGGACUGGGUCGACGUCAAGAUGGCUUACCUGUCUUAUGUCACAUUAACAAUGGGCCAUUGUAUUGCUCCAACUGUGCUUUGUACAGACUUUGGAAGUGUUUGUGUCUCCGAUACCCUGUCCAGCACUGAAUGGGAUAAGAGAUGUGGAAUAACUUCACGGCCUACAGCUACAGAUUUUAGCUGCUGGGGACGGUUAUGCAAUGACGGGAAGACAUGCUACUCUUGGUGUGAUGGUGUUGCUCAAUGUCCUGAUAAAGCUGAUGAGGAGAAUUGUCCUGCAGAUAGCAAUCAAGGAGAAGGCUCAUUCAACGUGCAGAUCAUAGUGCCAGUCAUUGUGCUAUUCUUGGGUGUACCGAUCAUUGUUAUACCCAUCUUCCUCAUCGUUAAACACUGCGUCAAGCGGCGAGUAGACCAGCGCGUUCGAAGGAGGCGGAAUCUAUUAAGACAAUAUGCCAAUAAUCGUGACCGAGAAAACCAUGACAACCCAGCAUUUCGACUUGGAGAUGAUGGCGUCUUUCGUCGGCCUGGUACUUCGCGUUUCAUCGAUGACCAUGUGACCCCAACGAUGCGAGGAAUCCCACCACCAUCAUAUCAUACACUAGUCUCGCCACUUGAUGAGCGAGAACAAUACUUUCUUCAGGAUCGACCUCCGUCGUACCGUGCAGUGCUGAGCCACCCCAGCAACUACAGGCUCUCUGUCGUUGAAACGAAGCCUGUAGACAUGGAACCACCACCUGCUUAUGAAAGCGUUUUCCACAUUCAAACCCAACUCUUUUCGGAAACUCAACGCCUGAGUGCAGAUGCUGAUGGGACUUCAGGAGGUCGAUCACCUAGUGCUGCGAACCCUGGUGCCAAUCAACAGAAUCGAGAAACUAAUGAUGACCGACCAACUUUGCUGCAGAGACUCUCACGUUGGACCAUGAUGCCUCGGUUGAGUGGGUCAGGUGCUGAUGAUGCAGGAAAUGGAACAGUGUCUAAUGGUCAAGUUCAGUCACAAAAUCCGUUGGAAUCGGCCCGGGGAGUGCAUGGUGAUCUUCCAAGAAACCAAGGGAAUGCCCCCUUUACAAUAUCACGUGGAUCUUUUUCAGAUUCUAGGGCACACCUGCCGCAGAAUGAUGCAUCUCGGUCAGUGUCCCUAAGGUCAUGCCCAGAUGGGCUAAGGCCAAAUAAUAGUGAAGGUCGAAUUAGUCCAGGUCAAGAACAGUCUAAUUUGGUUGGUCAUAGAGACUUGCAUCAACCGGAGUCGAAUCAUUCAAGACAUGUGGAAGCAUAUGGACAACCGUCUCCACAACCCACUCGUUUGCUGCGAUGUAAUUCUAGUGAUCAUAAGGGUGCCUCUGCCAGCAGCCUGCUCAGUUCAUCUCAUGGGAGGUCGGCGUCACUUGACUCGUCUAACUCUCCUGGAAUGGUGAGAAGUCAGCACUUACGACUGCCACUUCCUUGGAUACGCCAGGACUCAGCAAGAGGGAAUGUGCACAAUGAUGCUGGCCAUGUGCCUGAAAAUGAUCCUGUGAGUAGGGUGAAGCAUCAAGAGAAUCCGGACAGAGAAAGGAACACCAACGAUAGAGCUGUGCCAGCGCCAUACCGUCCUUCACGGAGUAUCUCAUACAGAACACCAUCGGCAGAUGAGGUGCUGUCAGUUCCUGCGCGACGAGCAGGAUCAGAAUUUUCUGUUGCAAGUCGUCCUGUGCAUCAUGGAAACUCUCGGGAUUUGAGUGGAGGACUAUCUCGUUACCGUAACAGGCCACUCCACAGUAGUUUGUCAAAUUUGAGUAGGUCUAGCGAUUCGGAAGAUACUCGUGAGGGGUCUGUUUCGAACAAUGGAAAUUCAUUAAGUCAAGGUCAGCCCCAACAACUAACUCUGAAUUUAUCGAAUAGAGGGCGGCAGCAUUUACUGCCGUCGCUGCUUCAUGAAUCGGUGUGUGAUACGAACUUGCAGAGUUGUGAGGCAGAAGGGACUAUGCCCGUUACUGCAGCAAGGAAGCGUGUAACAGCCCCAAGGAUCGGUUCCUCAAACGGACAUCAGGCGUCCAACACCCGUCAGGUGCGUCCACCAGUAGCACCAAGACCAGGAGCGUGCUUACCUCGUAGUCACAUUCCAGGCAGUGGAGACUCUCAGUCAACCGAAUCUAAGCCAGGCCAAAGAUUGAUGGAUGCUACGAAACCAGAGGAAUUCGGAGAACCAUGUCCUGAUUCAGGGCAAAAUACAAUACAGGAGAGAGGAUCUGCUUCGGAAGAUGGGGUUCCAUUGGCAUUUGUGGAAUCAAGUCAAGGUGCUGUAGAUGUUGGAUCAGAUAUUGGCUCUAGUGCCUCAUAUGUUUGAUUUGAAUGAUUAAUAUUUUAAGCCGACACAUGAAUUAUACUUUCCCAUGUGAGGCCUAAAGCCGAGCACUAUAGUAUAGGCCCAAAGGGAAAUGACUGUUGUCUUUGAUUGCAAAUAUUGAAGCAUGUCCUUGUUGACAUUCAGCUCGGUAAUUCUUUUAGAAAAGCACUUCAUAUAUUUAUUAGGAAUUAUUGGGACAUUCUUAUUUCUUAGUUAAGGAUCAUGUCUCUGGGCAUUACAUCAUUGGUGCUUAUUGACAGUCAUAAAAGGUACAAUUGAAAUGAUUCAGAGAAGAUUUUUUUGAAAAUGGGGUUAUGAUACGCAAGAUUUUGUACCAUUUGUUAAUUGUCUCGUUUUUAGAGGCUUGUGCUAAGAUUUAGGAGAUGGUUUAAGAUUGUCAGAGUUUAUAUUGUUCUAAUUCUGACUUCAUCUUUAAGGAACUCUGUCAGUGAUUUAGUGAUUUAGUGAUUUGUGAAAUUGUAGCUUUCAUUUCGAUUUCUUUUAGCAUUUGUAUGCUGUGUAUAAACAGCAGUUUAAUGUCGAAUCUGUCUGCUUAAAGGGUAACUCGUGUCAAAUUUCACCAUUAUAAUGUUUUAGCUGUUUUUGACACAUGACUACGUCACUUUCUCAUAAAUCGGUAAGGUUUUCGAAUCGAAAUGCACAUUUUCUAGAAAUUGAUGGUUGAAAUUGCGCUACGCUGACGACGUUUUCGUUGAUGACGUCUUCGUGGUCGCGGUGGUUUACAUUCAGCGAUUUUAUAAUAAAUCUAAUCAAAAAUGGAAAAUUUGAGCUUUACAUUUGUGAUCAACUAUUAAAAACGGACGAAUUUCCGCAAAGUUGUAAUCACAUCAUAGUAUCACUUUAAAUCCUGAAUUUUGUUUAUUGUGAAAAAUGCAUAACACAUACAACAUUCCUAAUUUACAGUAUUUUUGCUCUCUUUGCUAAUUGUAAUAUGUUUUUCAUGCCUUUUGCGUUUUAAAUGUUAUGGAAAUAAUUUGCUGUUGUGAGAAAGUGCUAUUAUUGGGUACUGCUGCGGGUUCCGCUGACCCAACUCGUGAGUAGAAGUGAAAGACCUUUAGUGAUAUUAGGUCACCUGAGUCUGGGGUUAUAUAUGAAUCUCAUUUUCAAAUGUGACAUGUACUUUUCAGUUGUCUUUUGUGACAUGACCAGUAUUACAUGCUGUAUGAUUGUUGGAUCGGGGAUGGAAAGAAAUAGAUGUAGUUAUCAAUAUUUCUUUGUCACUAUAUUAGGUCAGGCGAUUUUGUGAGCUGAUUCUGAUGAGUUCACAUGUGUUUGUGUGUUACAAACUUUUUUUAAGUAAGGCAGUUUGAUUGGUUGGUAAAUCUUUGCAUAAGCAUGCAAUCAAAAAAGCAGUUUACUAUUUCAGUAAUAGACAGCAGCACUUGUGGUGGAAAAUUCAGUGGCCAACCUUUGUAAGUGAUUUAACACACUAAAUGAUAUCUCAAUAGUUUGAUAGUGUAAGCUCUGGUAUCUUAAAUGGCAUAAUCCCUCAUGUGCCCUGUCGGCAUUUCAUCUUGCUUUCUUUAUAUGGCCCAGAGCAUGAGACAAUGUUGUGAGAUUAUUGAUAACAGCCGCCACUAAAUGUUCCGAGAAGACCUGUUUGAUAGAAUAGGGCCUACUUGUGAUGUGACAUAUUGUAGAACAGAAAUAUUUUGCACAUGUAUACUCACCCUGUGCUCUAUUUCAAAACAGAACAUUUUAAAUUUUGUUAAAAAAAUAUUGCCUUGACUCGCGAAAAUGUUCUGUUCUUCAGUAAUCUCAUCCCCACGAACCCACACGCUAAUCGCCAAAUUGUCACGACCUGUCUUGCCUUCAAGUUGACCAAGGCAUACUCUUCACAUCUCUGUUAUGAUGUCUGCAGCUGGCCUAGUCAUUCUUAUUCCACAACUUCAACACUCAAUUGGGCUCAAUUUAUUUUGAAGUAGUCUGAUCCUACAAAGGUCUUGAGGACCUGACAUACCUUCAAGGCCAUGUUAAAAAUAAAUGGGCUAUCAGGCUGGGCGUGUUCAACCACUAUUAGAGAGGGCAAUGCACUGAAUAACUGCUCGCCUUGCAUAACAAACUUGUUGUGUUCUAAAAAACAAUGAUGUUAUCUCACUCUCUGUCUUCUAUUUCACCCAUCAAUAUAGUCACUGCUAGGUAACCAUUGUUAACCUUAUUACUUCAUUCCUGAUUGAGGGUUCAAUAGAAUCUUAAUCAAACUUCAACUAACAGGUAAUGCCCGCUGUACACGAUCCCUCAAAAUUGGAUGAAAAAAAUUUGACCGAAAAGAUUGAUCGUGUAUGGUGGGAAAUUGGAUGAAAUAUUUUCCAUCAAUCAAAGAUUGAUGGAAUAGAGCCGGUCCUAUUUUUGAAUGACGAAUUGAUAAAAUUUGACCGUGUACAGCGGGCAUGGAUAUUUAUUGAACAAUUAACCCUAUUGAAUUGAAUUGUUCGUGGGUUCACCGAAAUCAAUGAUCGUCCAUUCCUCCUUCAUGAUGACGGUGGUUAUGCAAUUUGUAAUGCAAGGCCUAGAUUCCACAGUUUGCCUCUCAUAGACGACAACAUGGGCUGGACGCAGAGGGCAGUGGAAAUCAUGAUAGAGUCGUAUAGGGCCCACCCAAUCCUAUACAACACCAAAGAUGCCCUGUACCACAAUCGCGUUAAGAAGGAACUGGCCUACCAAGAGGUACUUGAGGAUGUCUGCAAGGAAAAGAGUGACUGCACGGUUGAUGACGUGAAGAAAAAAAUGAACGGGCUACGUAGCAACUUUGCUUGGGAAAUGGAGAAGAUAAAAAAGACCAAAAGAAGUGGUGCUGCGGCAAAGGAUGUGCACAAGCCAACCGUAUGGUGGUUCCAGAAGCUGCUCUUUCUUAACGAUCAGCAAAUAUCUCUUCAUCCAUACGCAGAUAGUUUUUGUAAGAAGCGGGGUCUUCCAGCCUGAGCUCCUCGUUUAGCAUGGCAUAUGCCCCUUUGGAUGCUCUUCGAAGGAUCCAUGGCCGUGUCCAAUAUCGGCGUCGUCGUCGUCGUUUCUUCUUCAAUGCGGCCAUGGCUAUUGCCAUAGCAGCAACGGCAGCUGACGCAGCAACGGCCACAAGCAGUCUUGACUGCACGGGAGCCAUUUUGUGAAUGAUUGGAUGAAAAUGAUUGACCGUGUAUGGCGGGACCCUCUACAUACAAAUUUGACCAAAAAGAUUGAUGAAAAAGUUUGAUGAAAAUGAUUGACCGUGUACAGCGGCCAUAAGUCUUGCGUUAUUUUAAGUGAGCCCACCGUGUUGAGUUUCGUCAUUAUUGUCCCAGACUCUUUCAAAUUUGAUAUGUAGACGCCUAUUAGGCAUCAACACGCACUGACAAAGAUUUAGGACAGUUUGAUCUUCCUCAAAAGUGUAAAUAGGUCUCCAUGUAGGUCUUAAAAUCCGAUGUGGGCCAUAUCGCAAGAACAUUCACUAUGAUUUUCAAAUGUAGGUCAUUCGUUAUCAGGCUUGAUAGAGUGGCUGAAACAUUGGAGCUUGACAUCAUUUCCAAGGUCACUGAGGUCAAACUCAGUGUGACCACAAUGGUUGUCAAAUUCCUCCCAUUGACACUAUGUGAGCACAUGGCCCUUGGCCUUUCCAUGAAAUUAUGUUUUUUUAUCGAACCAUUUAACCUUUUUCAAAAAUUUGUUGGAAAAUAAUCCAGUGACCAAUUCGAGUAACUGGAUACUUGUUUUUCUUGAAUAGUUCGAAUGGUUCAAGUCUGAAGGACCUGUUUUGUUGUCCCUUAUUGUGCACCAUUGAUUUUUUACCGGAAUCCACUCGUGCAUGUUCAAUUCACUAGUCCCUUGACCUUCCUCAGUCCAUAAUGAUGCUUACACGCACAUGCUCUUGUUAUGAUUAACUAGCAGCUCUGAUUUUAUUGGAAAGUUAUUGACGAAUAAUGCAGAUGUCAUGUUGUUUACAAAUUCCAUCUCGCUGUCUGGGAUUUUGCAACGUAACAUUGAUUUGACUGUGUCUGACUGAAUUGCUCCCAUAUCCAAACUUAAACCUAUGUGACUAAUAAAAAUUUCUUUUUUGUGAAUAAAAAUAAAAAGAGGUUGGAAAAUUUGGUGGUUGAUGAAUUUACAUUUUCUGGUCACAGUGGCUCAGUUUGCUUUCCUCUGUCACAUCAACAUUUAUAGAAUUUUAUGUUAUAGAAUUUUUAAAAAAUGCAAUUUUCCAUGCUAUUGUUAAGAGUGGGAGCCUUUGGUUCUUUGAAGAUGAUUGGUAAUAAUAGUGAGGUGAAGGGGACAAGAGCCAUUCUUGGUGAAUUGGUUUUCAUUGAGAGCGUAACCUCACUAUUGACAUAAUAUACUACAGGUCAUGACCAUUCUCAGCCCAAGUGUUUACCUCAUUUCAGAAGCAUUUGUGUCAAUGACACUUAAAGCCCUCUUCUGAAGAGCGCCUGUCUAAUGGUUUUACACUAAUUGCCACCGACAGCGGCAGUGCAGGGCUAAACAAAUUGGGUGCCCAAGUGCUUGCUGGAAUGCCUUGCAGUCUGAUAACUCGGGUGCCAAAAAUAAGUAAACAGCAUAACAGAACAUGUCCAAAUGGACACUGAAAAUCUCCCACCACUAACUACCUUUCCUACCAAGCCUUGAUAGAACCCACUGGCACUGUGAGUUCUGAACCUUUCUACAUCUUAAACUGUGUACAUGUAGGUCCACUACAUGACCAGAAAGGAAUGUAGGUAAAUAUCCCUCAAGUAGAAAUCCCCCCAUUUGCAAAGUUGGUAAAAAUCCCCCCAAAAUAUAUUUUCCUAACAAGUAAUGAUUCGUAUAUUUUGAAGCUUUAAUAGGCUUACAGUGAGUUUUUCUGAAGAAAUAGUUACAUGUAGUUGUCAAUUCCUAAUCGUCAUUGUAUUUUCCUCCGUCCUGUUAUAUUUCUGUGGUGUGAAGCUGGGAGUUCACAGCGAUAUCAUCUCACAAACAUCUUUAAAAUCCUAUAUUUUUGUUUUGGAGCUUCAAACAUUCCUUAUUCAUGUUGUUGAUUGCAUAUGUUGUACAUUGAUUGCAAAAUGAUUCUGUCCAUUCGAUACACUCCAAUCAACAGGAUUUUCCUGGUUGAGAAAAAAAUUGUUGUACAGGUUUGCUUCAUGGAAAGGGUUUAUUGCUUUAAAUAGUCCUUUCAUGAAACCUUUCCAAAAUUGAAGCCGUCGACUGUAGUUUUUUAAUUGUUGUAUAUUUUUUAUAAAGGGAUAUGUAUUAUGUGGCCCUGCUUGUUUGCAGGUCACAAUAUGUUUUGUCUAAAACAAAGUUUAGAAGCUUUUUAGUUGUAUAUACAUCAUAUAUAUAUCUGAUAUAUACUUUCACCCUACAUAUCAUCUACAAGGCCUUUGUUCAUAGGCAACACAGCGUAGAAAGACAAAAGCCUGGUCGAGAUAUGCGAUUGAUUGUUGUGGAAGGUCUAUGUUGUUCAUUGUUUAACAUUUUCAACAGUGCAACAGUGUAGACUGUUAUAGUUAUUCCAGUUAUCUGUGAGACAAUUUUCCCCACGUGUCUGGUCAGGUAGGCUACAGCCUGAGUGGCAGUGUUAAUUUAGUUUUACUUUUGGCACAAGUAAGUAGAAUGCAGUACAUGAACAUCAUUGGCCUUAAAGUUGGGGUGUUCUUUUAAAGGGGGCAUAAACAGGAACAUAUUACCAUGGUGACAUUAGACCCGAGAACCCAGAGUUUAUUUAUAAUCAUCUGGGCUAAUAUCAAACCAGACUCCAUUUUAUAACUAUACACAUGUCAGCUAAAGACCAUCAAUUAAACCUCUAUUUCCUGCUCUGAGCCUCCUUUAGUUGUUCAGCACCUACAUUUUACUGACAAGAGAAUAUCAUGAACCAUCAUGAUAAAGUGUAAAUCAGUUAAUUUGUAAUUAUGUAGAAAUAUCAAUGUGUUCUGUCUGAAUGACAACAGAGGGGUCGCAUCAAUUCUAUUUUAGUGUUAUGAAAUAAACUUUGAAAUGCAGAUAGUUU